Alligator mississippiensis (American alligator) is the source of this 3475-nucleotide messenger RNA. Its product is annotated as syncytin-1-like. The coding region runs from base 1339 to 2823 and encodes 494 amino acids. The record is from RefSeq and is a predicted model, not a curated record. NCBI's taxonomy places the organism in Eukaryota, Metazoa, Chordata, Crocodylia, Alligatoridae. The transcript has 2 exons.
UCAGGUUUCGCCACAGCAGCGCGAAGGUGGUGGCGGCAUGUGGCCAUCGCACGCGUUGACUCUAAGGGGCGUUCGGUGGUAUCAGGCGAGCAUCAGGCCUUCAGGGUUUGUACCUUUCUGCCUUGAGCUGUGUGGAAUCAGAAAAAAUAUAUGCCUUAAACUUUAAUUAUUUUAGUUAUAAGAUGACAUAACCGCUUUGUGUAGAAUUGCUGGCUCGGUACAGUAGAACAGAUAAGGGCAAGCGUUUGUUCUUUGUAACUUUUCUGCAAAUGCUUCGCUCACCGCGGCCUUGAAGGUAAAAAAAAAAAAGUAUGUACAAAGUAGAUUUCCAGGUGCAAGAAGGAGGUUUGUGAACUAACCCUAUCUCCCCCAUAAUUCCCAUCCUGAUAACAGCAAAGAAAUAAUGAAGUAAUAUUAUAGCCGCUUUUCAUGCUAAUUUCACUAUAUGAUCACGUGAGUUGUAAGCGACUGUUAAAAAGUAUAUAAGCCUCCUGAUUUUGCUCUUGGGGGGGGGACCCCUUCCAAGUGCUUGGGAAAUCCAUGUCACUUUGGAACUCCCCCUACAGCUGUAGUUUCUUUUGAAUAAAAGCUUCUGCUAACCUGACCCAAAAGUACUCUGUGUGUGUUUCCACAACAAUUCCUGGUGCCGUGACUCGGAUCCAGAACACAGGCUGAGGAAGGAGGACCGCAGGCUACCCCCCCCCGAACCCUGAGGCGCCAAACUUGAGAGGUCCAAGAAGCCUUACCUCAACCACCGGAUGUUCCCUGUCACAACCUCGAACCAGGGGAUUGGAUCUACGUAAAGGUCUAUCAAUGGAAAAACGCACUUCAACCCAGAUGGAAAGAACCUUUCCAGGUACUUCUGACCACUAAUUCUGCUGUUCGUUGCCAAGGUCACCAAACGUGAACUCACGCCUCGCACUGCAAGAAGGUAUCACCUCCAUUGGACCCCGAAGCAGCUGUAUUCCAACCAAGGUUGGGAUUUUUCCCUGAGGCCAAGAACAAAAACCCUCAGGACCUCACUCAGGCAAGUGAGGAGCAUCAGGGUGCAAGUGCUAGUAACCUCUCCCCUGCACCCAACACCUCAGCCCAGCCGGAUUCAUCAGUUGAAGAACGAAGAUAUCAUCUUCGGCCUCGAAGAAAGUGAAUGCUCCCAUUCGGAAGAUCACCACCUCGAUCAAGACCAAGAGCCGACAUUAUCAGUCCUUUAGGUAACUUGAGCCCAGAGGACGAAGAAAGACUUUGGCUGCCAUCCUGGGUUUGGCUGGUAGUGUUCUUUUUCUUACUGGUGCUGGUUAUGUUUGUUGUUAAGAUUCUUUGUCCCUCCUGUAUCUAAAAAUGGCACUGAUAUCCUUAUAUAUCACACUUGGGUAUCUCAGUAUCACCCAAGGGGGGUGGGAGAAAAAUUUGUAUUUGCAGAUCUCCCAUGCGGUGGCUCAAGCUGGAAAUAAAAGUGACUGCUGGAUAUGCUCUCACAGCCCAGCACACCUACACCAAGGAAUCCCAAUGAUCGGAGUACCAAUAUCCCUCCAGCAAUGGGGAACAAUAAACGGCGGCUUCGUUAGACACUACUCGUUAGCUGCCCAUCGGUCCGCUCCUAAAGAAUGGAGGGCCGCCCCUGCUAACUGGAUAAUCUCCCCAAAAGUAGAGGCGCCUUUCUGUUACAGAUCCAACAACACCGGAGCUUAUAAUAAAGCCACACCUGUAGGACACUACCCUCAUUGCCUAACUACUCUAGAUUAUAGCCCUAGUAGCACCAGUGGAAUCCUGUUGGGUAACGUACCCUCUCUCAAUUGUACAGGAUUCAUGGUCUACAACUUUUCUAAGGAACCUCAUGUUGCUCUCAUUGCAAACAGAUCAGAAUUUUACAUUCACUCCAAUUUUACUUCUUGUAAUAUAUCUCGGUCCAGCAGAAUAACAGCUAAACGUGAACCGUCCUAUACGAUGCAUAUCAAUCGAAAGUGCCGGAUAGGGCACAACAACUGUCAAGAUUUAAGUACCCUUUCUGCCCCAGGCCUUUACUGGCUCUGCGGAAACAGGGCUCAUAAAAUCUUGCCCUGGAAUUGGGUGGGGGCAUGCACUCUUGAACGUGUUAUCCCUGGUUUCGAAAUGCAUAGUGCAAUAUAUCUGGAACAAGUAAAAAAUUUCAACCAUCACAUGAAAAGGGCGGUUAACCCCUUAGCUACCAGAAACACAGGGUUCCAUCGAUUUGUGAGAACCUUCAUACCGUGGCUUGGAGUAAGAGAAUUGGAACUAGCCAUAAUUAACAUUUCAGCCACAAUGGAAGCUAUGGAAAAUGCCACUGCGGAUGCAAUUCAGGCUCUGCAAAAAGAAAUCUCCCAGAUCUCACAAGUAACUAUACAACACCGCAUAGCCCUAGAUUACCUAUUGGUAUCCCAGGGAGGAGUAUGUGCCUUAGUAAACUCCACCUGUUGUGUCUAUGUCAAUCAGGACAUGCAAAUCAAAACUGACAUUCGCAAAAUCCGAAAUCAGUUAAGGGUCCUACAUCAAGUGACCUCAGAAAAUACUAACUGGGGUCUAAAAAAAAUGUGGUCUUGGCUAACCUCCUGGCUCCCAGAUUUCGGGGCCCUUGGCAAAAAAAUCCUGUAUGGAAUAUUGUUUGUCUUGAUAGUUCUGAUAAUGUUCUAUGUCUUAAUGCAACUGAUCCUCUGCUGCGUGAAAGCCAGCAGGGAAAGCUUUAGCAAGGCAAGAAAACCCACAGCAGAGUCUAGAAUAAUGGUGUUACAAAAGUGUGAGCAGAUUGAAAGAAAACAUGAAAGGCUGCAUGAUGAAAUAGAGGGGCUCAUGAGAAUGGAAAUUUAAGGCUAAAGUGAAACUAAAUAGUCUCAAAGGGGGGGGCUGUGGAAUCAGAAAAAAUAUAUGCCUUAAACUUUGAUUAUUUUAGUUAUAAGAUGACAUAACCGCUUUGUGUAGAAUUGCUGGCUCGGUACAGUAGAACAGAUAAGGGCAAGUGUUUGUUCUUUGUAACUCUUCUGCAAAUAAACUGGAUGCUUAUCUUGCUGGGAUCCUAUGACCCCAGCUGACGUCCUGCCCUUUGGGCGGGGGGCUGGACUCGAUGAUCUUCCGAGGUCCCUUCCAGCCCUAAUGUCUAUGAAAUCUAUGAAAUCUAUGAAAUGCUUCGCUCACCGCGGCCUUGAAGGUAAAAAAAAAAAGUAUGUACAAAGUAGAUUUCCAGGUGCAAGAAGGAGGUUUGUGAACUAACCCUAUCUCCCCCAUAAUUCCCAUCCUGAUAACAGCAAAGAAAUAAUGAAGUAAUAUUAUAGCCGCUUUUCAUGCUAAUUUCACUAUAUGAUCACGUGAGUUGUAAGCGACUGUUAAAAAGUAUAUAAGCCUCCUGAUUUUGCUCUUGGGGGGGGGACCCCUUCCAAGUGCUUGGGAAAUCCAUGUCACUUUGGAACUCCCCCUACAGCUGUAGUUUCUUUUGAAUAAAAGCUUCUGCUAACCUGACCCAAAA